GGCUCCCUAAAUAGGCUUUAAGAUGGCGUCGGGGUAGGAGUAGGGUGAAGGUUGCUGGUGCAGCUGGAGGACCAGCUGCUUGUCAGGGAGGAAAGGGAAGGCUUGGUUGCUAGGUUACCAGCUGUUACCCCAAGCCUUCCUAUACAGACACACAUCCAGAGGCUUCCCUUCCAUAAGCCCCCUAACCUACUUGCUAGUCCAUGGGGAGGGGGUGGCCCCCGUGGCCAGCGCUGCCCCCAUGGAUCUCCGCCUGGCAGUCUACAACGCCGCCCGUGAGGGAAAGCUGAAGCUUCUGCAGAAGUUGCUGGGAAGCCGCAGCAGAGAGGAGCUGCAAGAGCUGACAGCCAGCCCCGGGGGUGGGGAAGGCGCUGGGGGCACCCCAUUGCUGAUCGCCGCCCGCCACGGCCACCAAGAGGUGGUGGAGUAUCUGCUGGACCACUGCGGUGCCAGGGUGGAAGUGGGCGGCUCGGUCAACUUCGACGGCGAGACCAUCGAGGGGGCCCCGCCUCUGUGGGCUGCCUCUGCGGCUGGGCACUUGGACGUGGUGCGCAGCCUGCUGGAGCGGGGGGCCAGCGUCAAUCAGACCACGCUCACCAACUCCACCCCGCUGCGGGCAGCCUGCUUCGAUGGGCACCUGGAGAUUGUCCACUACUUGAUUGGGGAGAGGGGAGCUGACCUGGAGGUGGCCAACCGCCAUGGCCACACCUGCCUGAUGAUUUCAUGCUACAAGGGGCAUUCAGAGAUUGCCCGCUACCUGCUGGAGAGAGGGGCCGACGUCAACCGCCGCAGCGUCAAGGGCAACACCGCCUUGCAUGACUGCGCCGAAUCCGGCAGCCUGGAGAUCCUCCGCCUGUUGCUCGGCUCCAAAGCCCGCAUGGAGAAAGAUGGGUACGGGAUGACCCCUCUGUUGGCCGCUAGCGUCACCGGCCACACCAAUAUUGUGGAAUACCUCAUAGAGGGAGCGCUGGAGGAGCAGGUGGAGGGGAAGCAGGAAGCGAGUGAGGCCGUUUGUGAUGGGGCAGGCCGUGAGGAGCAUCACGAUGGCUGCUUGGCUACAUGCGACGGCCAUCCCCGUGCUUACUGCACACCGGAGGCAGCUGUGGAAGCGUUGGAGCUCCUGGGAGCCACCUUUGUCGACAAGAAGCGUGACCUGCUCGGGGCUCUUAAGCACUGGCGGAGGGCGAUGGACCUUCGGCACAAGGGUGGGCAGUACCAUGCCAAGCCAGAGCCUCGCCAGUUGGUGCUGGCAUACGACUAUUCACGGGAGGUGAGCACGAUGGAGGAGCUGGAGUCCUUGGUGACUGACCCGGAUGAAAUGCGGAUGCAAGCGCUCUUGAUCCGGGAGCGCAUCCUCGGCCCCUCCCACCCGGACACCUCUUACUAUAUCCGCUACCGGGGGGCCGUCUAUGCCGAUUCGGGAAACUUUGAGCGCUGCAUUAAUCUGUGGAAGUACGCCUUGGAGAUGCAGCAGGGCAACUUGGAGGCCUUAAGCCCCAUGACAGCAAGCAGCUUCCUCUCUUUUGCUGAGCUCUUCUCUUACGUUCUUCAGGACCGCUCAAAAGGCACCAUGGCGACCCAGCUGGGCUUCCCCGACCUCAUGGGGGUUUUGAGCAAAGGGGUCCGCGAGGUUGAGCGGGCUCUCCUCCAUCGGAAAGACCCUGUGGCCGAUUCCGCCCAGUUCACCAAAGCCCUGGCCAUCAUCCUCCACUUGGUCUUCCUGCUGGAGAAAGUGGAGUGCGCUCCAGAACAGGAGCACCAGAAGCGUCAGACCGUCUACCGCUUGUUGAAGUGCAACCCGCGGGGCAAGAAUGGCUUCACCCCUUUGCACAUGGCGGUGGACAAGGACACCACCACUGUUGGCCGCUACCCAGUGGGGAAGUUCCCCUCGCUCCAUGUGGUGAACCUCCUCCUGGAGUGCGGGGCCGACCCCGACAGCCGCGACUAUGAUAACAACACCCCGCUGCACGUGGCCGCCCGGAACAACUGCCCACUCAUCAUGAGCGCCCUCAUGGAGGCCGGAGCCCACAUGGAUGCCACCAACGCCUUCAAGCAGACGGCGUACGAGCUGUUGGACGAGAAGCUCCUCACCAAGGCCAUGAUGCAGCCUUUCAAUUACAUCACCUUGCAGUGCCUUGCUGCUCGAGCGCUGGAUAAACACAAGAUACCCUACAAAGGCUUCAUCCCGGAAGAGCUGGAAGCCUUCAUCGAACUCCAUUAGACAGGGGAGACCUCCUGAUGUCCCAGUGGGCGGGGAUGGAGGAGGAACCUGGGACUCGCAGCCUUCUCUGUGAUCUGAAUCCUAAACGCUUCCAUUUGCACUGGGCUAAGUGGCACAGUUGCUCUCUCCUUUCCCGGUGUGUAUGUGUGGGGGAAAUCUGUGGCUGUUUCUUCCCCCAUCUGGGGCCGGCGUUGGCACCUGCCAUCCUUGGGCAGCGGCCAGUCCCCUGCGCUGAUGCCCACCCUUCUAAAGUUCAGUGGCAUCUCCAAGCAAUGGCAGGCAGCUGGGUUUAGCCACCCUUUUGUGACGUAGGGUGGCCAGACCCAACUGCAACUGAAGCCAGACGAAGCCACCAGAGCCCCUCGUCCGGAGGAUACUUCCCCUCUCCCCAGAAACCCCCUCACACUGGAGCCAGCCCUGGUCCAGCCCCUUGGUGCCAGGGGUCACUCUAUGCCAACCAGCACUGAGCGGCAGCAAGGAGUCGUUGCCGGCUAAAUCUUACUUUUUAAAGCACGCUCACGCGCAAGAGUUCUGUGUAGGAUCUCUUUUGUUCUGAAAUCCAGCCUGCCUUAGGGGUAGCUGAGUUUGUACCUUCCCUCCCUUCUUUCUCCCUCUGUUCCUUGAGCCUCGUAGGGAACGCAGGUGAGGGUUUAGGGCAAGCCCACAGUCAGUCUUAAAAGUCGCCCUUUCCUUUGUGUUUGCUUUUAGUCCUUUUAGGCGGUUCAGCCAGACUGAGCCGGUCCUCUAACGCUCAGCAUUCAGUUCCGUAGUUGCGCCUUGCACAGUUGACCCAGCCCGGUGUGGUGAAGAUUGAUUGUGUUUGGGGUUUGUUUUGAUUUGAUUUUCGCAAUGCCCCGUGACGAAGCAUUGCUAAGGUUUUGCUGGCUGUGUUGAAGGCUGGUUGUGGUAUUUUUGCGGUUGCUGUUUUCUUUUAAGAUCAAGCAGAUGCUAUCACCAGCUCAGGCUGUCCAAAAAACAAAAAAACUCCCCAAAUUCUGACGUUGGUUUUAGGAUCAAACCAAAAACUCCUUUCUCUCCCGCCUAGAACAGAGAGGCAAAACCUGGCAUUUUGGCUCCGUUUUUAAGGCAAGGGUUGGACGCCUUUUGAACCGGUUAAAGACAAUCCUGCGAAGCAUUUGAGCAGAGCUUGGAAAAGUUACUUUUUUGAACUACAACUCCCAUCAGCCUAAUCCAGUGGCCAUGCUGGUUGGGGCUGAUGGGAGUUGUAGUUCAAAAAAAGUAACUUUUCCAAGCUCUGCAUUUGAGUUAAGAUGGCCCCAUCCUUUUCACCAUUGGUCAUGCUGGCUGGGGCUGAUGGGAGUUGGGAAUCCAGCCGCAUCUGGAGGGCCGGGGGUUCCCCACCCCUGAUUUAAGUCCUGUGCUGGAAUCUGUGAAGUAGGAAGUGGCAGGAGGUCUGCAUAUGGAAAGUAGGCUGAGCCUUUAUAGGGAAAGGGGGAGGCAAAGUUUUGGAGGGUGGGAAGGGCCAGCAGGGGGUUUGGGGGGGAAUUGGGGGCAUCACCUGCUGUUGGGCUGUGUCAGUGGAGCCCCCACACUUUAGCUCGUGCAGGCAUAUUUGGGGGCGAGGGGGGGAAUAGGCUGUGCCACAAUUGCCCGCACUGUUUGGGGGCAGCUUUCUGGAGUGGUCGCAGCAACUCUGGGUCGCAAAUUGGCAGCUCACAGCACUCAGCUGCCCUCUUUUGCAACAAUUCCAACUAGCUACAGAAAGUGUGGUCGAUGCAUGGGCCUUUCAGCCGUCUCCUUUUUCCCAGAGUGGAUAUAGGGGCAGUGGAAGGGGGCCCCUCUCCUGUCAAGUCAGAAGUGUUCCUCCUCCCAAAUAGCGCUUGAAUUGUGGGCAUCUGGAAGGGUUUUGGAGAAACCCUCCUUCGAGUGAGCUUCAGAGGGUGGAUUCAGAUGAACCAUUAUAGCCCCCAGGUUUUUGCAGGCUGGAAAUUCAGUGGACUGGUUCGACCCCAAAGGACGCGACGUACAAGGUCCUCUCACCCAAACCAACGCCUGCUGGAAAAUCUAGGAGUUUCCAUUGAUCAUCCAACAAAUAUUAGCUACAGAGUCCUGCAUGGGCUGACACACGCAUACACCAGUUCCGCUUGAUCAUCAAAAGUGCUGUUACCCCACAACUCGGGAUAGAUGGGGCGGGGGGAGAAGGGCUUCAUCUGAAACCAUUUCCUUAAUUCUUUGCCGUUUUGGCACUUAGAUGAAAGCACACCGCUACUAGAAAAAGUUCUGCCAUCUUAAGAUGAAAGCACGGCGCUAGCAGAUAGUCAAAGAAAGUUCUGCCCCCUUUCUGUCGGCUAAGUCCAGUUUGGUUUGGGAGUGGAAGUUGUUUCUCAAAAGGCUUUUGGGUACCUGCUGUGGGCAAGAGGGCUAGUGCACCAAAGGGCCAGUGAGGCCGCCUCCUACCCUUCAAGGCUCCUCCCACCCCUCGAGGCUUGGCCUUCACAGCACCCCUGCACAGCUGGUGAUGUGCUUUCCUGCCUGAGACUAAAGCGGCACAACUGAACCGUAGACCUCAAAAAUGUUUUCCUCGGUGGGUUCCAAGGAAUCCUGUUGACUGGCCUGUUUUUGUUCCUGCAGUGUUAAAAAUUGGAGAGUUCAGGUGAUAAGGCAAGAAGGGUUCAAGUUGUUGUUUGUGGUGGGGAGGGAGAUUUUGUUUACUUUGGGCUGCAAAGAAAAGUGUUCAUUUAGCCAACGUUGGGCUGAAAACUGACAAAAGCGGAAUGUGUUGAACUUGAAAUAAACAAACUGACACUUUAAAAAAAAUCUUGCUGCUAACGAAA
Messenger RNA from Rhineura floridana, 5013 nucleotides. RefSeq names its product fem-1 homolog A (gene FEM1A). Gene Ontology annotation, molecular function: protein binding. Lineage: Eukaryota; Metazoa; Chordata; Lepidosauria; Squamata; Rhineuridae. The coding region runs from base 239 to 2218 and encodes 659 amino acids. The transcript has a single exon. The record is from RefSeq and is a predicted model, not a curated record.